This is a messenger RNA of Aquila chrysaetos chrysaetos, 5734 nucleotides long. RefSeq names its product lines homolog 1 (gene LINS1). NCBI's taxonomy places the organism in Eukaryota, Metazoa, Chordata, Aves, Accipitriformes, Accipitridae. The record is from RefSeq and is a predicted model, not a curated record.
CGCGCCGGUCGAGGGGCGGGAGGGCGCUGGAGGCGGCGCUGAGGGGAGCGGCGGCGCAGAAGGCCUCGGCCGGCCCUUAGGACGGCGGGAGGGGGUUGUGGAAGCUGACGGGGCCUUCUGGAGGAGAGUGAGGGGGAAGGGGGCCUGCAGGCCGGGGGGGGGCGGCGCGGGGCUCUGCGCGCCGGCUGGUUUUGGGUUAGUGAUUACACACGUCCUCCUGUCACCUCCGUUCCCUGUCAGGGCGGAGUGUCGCGGGUCUUCCUACCAGCAACCCAGUGCUUGCACUUCUGAAAGGCCAGUGUGAGAGGUACCAUAAGUGGCCAGUGAGGUCGGAUCGGGUCCGUCUAGUCUUGUCUCUAGUGGCUAAAGAUGCUUGCCGAAGAGCAGAUAAAGCAUCUGGCAUGCUUAGGUGUCAAAGUUAACAGUCAGGGAUUGGACAGCUUGCAGCAGAGGUUAUUUGCAACCUCUGGGAGGAAAUGACAUUAUUUUAGAGACGUUUACAGUAUUUCAGCACUGGACGGAAGCAUAUUCUUUAUUGAGAGAUGAGCCUACGAAGUCAUUGCAGGUACAAGUAGUCCAAAGUAUAUUUUAGUUCUUAAAUGAUUCAACCAUUGCAUUGUAAGGAGAUCCGGAGCCUACAGAGUCAUACCCAAAAGUCAGGGACUGUGGUUUCAUUUUGCUUCAUCUGAUUUAAUUUUUUAAUGAAAAUAGGGUGUUUUGGAUAGUUUUUUUUCCUCCCAGUUGCGACUCAUGCAAUUAAUAUUUAAUAGUGUAUAUGUAACAGGGAAAGACUAUUAUAGGGACUUGACAAUAGCUUUCUGUAAUCAUGCCUCUUCACUAAUAUCUCUGAGUAAUUGUGUGUCAUCAUAAGCCAUUUGUGUUAGUAAAAAAAAAAAAAAGUAAAAUGUGAUAUCAACAAUGUUAGUCCAGUCAAAUCAAUGCUUUCUAUGACUUUGUGCUGAAUUACAUAUGACACCUUGUAGAAAUACACAUAUUUUUAUAACUCUGAUUUAGGAUAUUCUGAAGGCAUUUGCAACCACUUAAGCUUCACUUGCUUGGUUUAUGAUGGUCCUUAAACCUUACAGGCUUCAGCUGCCUUCUGAGUUUUCAUCUCCAGUUCUUUGUUUCCUUUUCCAUCAAGUUUCUUCUCUCAUUUCGUUUGCAGCGCUGCAUGACUUUGGUUCUGAUUUUAAAGCCUAACUAAAGUAGUCGUGAAAAUAACAUGUAACAAAAUAUUUAUUUGUUUUUUUCUGUAUAGUUUUCCUUUCUGUCUUUUGCCUGAUCAGUCUAUAUAUAAGGCUUUUAGAACUGUUUCCUAUUGUUUAUGCAGGAGUCUGGCACUGUGAGGCGUUACCUUAAUUGGUUUUUAGAUGCUGUCAUGAAUAACUCAAAUAAAUAAUACAAGUAAGUGUUGGAGUUUGUCAUUUCUUGUGUAUGAAUAUGAUUGCUUUUCUUUACUUUUCAGCUUUAAGCUUUUCACUGCUUUCUUACCAUGACUGAAAGUAAAUUUAGUCGUUGUCUGACAUUCUCCCCCUCUUUGAAGUAAAUUUCUUCAAAAUAAGCCCCCUUGCAUUUCAUUUCCUUUAAUGACUUCUAUUCAUGAACUGUUGUCAUGUGUGAGUGAGACGUAUCUUAUAGAUGUUUUUGGAAAGUGUUCUGCAAAUUAAUGGUGUAAUAUAAAUGUAUUAUAGUAGAAUCAGGGAAAGCACAACCAGUAUCAUGUGGUGAAGGUAAAAUCUCACAGUGCAUGUCCUAGAGGAGUUCUAAAUCUCUUCUGCCUUAACAACCUUGCUGUAUCUUAUGAAUUUGUGCAGGAGGGAUCUGUUCAUUUACCAUGUAGGACAAUAAUUCAGGUUGAUCUUGAACACAGAAGUAAAUGUGUUGAGAUAAUUUUACUUUAUUAGGUAUUCAUUUAGGAAGAAAUAAAACUCAAAGAUAGGAACAAUAGCUAUAUAAAAUAUUCAGGGUGAUUUCUGAAGAAAUUUGACAAGGUUUCAGGUCAUAAAUUUCCACCUCAAGUAGAAUUCCAAAUAGAGUCUGUAAACGAAGAAAGAAUUUAUUGUCUGAAGUAUCAGAUUUAUUCUUAACAUCUAAAAUGUGGAAUAUGGGAAAGGAAGGGGGAAGGAUUCUGAGCUCUGUCAGGUGAGGGUUAGGUGAGGAACAUACUAUAACAUUUUGGAGUUGUCAGGUUAGCCAUUGCUGAAUGUGUCUUUAAAAAUACCACACCAGAGUGAAUUGUAGAUCAAUCCCUGCAGGCAACUUCUUAUUCUCUAAUUUUAGGUUUGCUUCUGAAGGAAAUACUGCCAGAUGGUGGAAGAAGUGAGGAGUCUGGGUAGCAUAUCUUGGUCUACCUCUAAUCCUUUGUACCUUUGGGAAGCCAUUUUGUCAAUGCAUACUUCAGUUGCAGUUAAAAUAAAGGUGUAAUUCUCAAUGUUUGACAGUGUUUUAAAAACUUGUGAAGAUUACAAACUAAACCAAAAAUGCCUCACAUACUGAAUUUUAUAGUUCCAUUGUUUUCUAAUAUUCUGCUAAAAAGCAAUAAUAAUUUCAAAUAUUUGGUGUCAUGAUAAGUGCAGGUAUAAUUGAUACAUAGAUGGGAAGAUCCUUAGAAUUUCUUACCAGUUGGAAGACUGAGCUCUUUUCUUCCGUUGGUAAGAAAGGGGAAAUAUAACAUUUAAAUAAAAGCCAACUACAGACAGAUGGCUUCAGGAAUCUACCUGGAAGUCUACCUGGUUGAUUAUGCCAGACUUAAAGAUGGGGAUCCAAAAAGCAUGCAAAAAGAAAAUUCCUGUAAACAGCAUAAGUCCCACUCCUAAGUUCACAGUACAUAAAGGUAACGUAGAAGAGAAACACCUAAUAGUGCUUCUCUUUCUCUUAUUGGAUAAAAAUAACUUCAAAGCUGAUUUGCGGUGACCAUGAAUCAUCAGUGAAGACAUACGGCAUUUUCUGGAAUAUUGAAUGUUCUCAUAAUGAAGAUCUCUCUUCUGCAGCAGAUGUAUAAGGACAUAGUGGUAGGCAUUCCGCUAGCAAAGGAAAGCCAUCAUUAUACCUCUUUACUUAAUCUGUGUGUUGAGCAUUCACCAGGAAGAGAUGAAUCAUGUAAUCGGAUGCAUCUGCCAUCUACUAAUGGUGGUAUUAGGAGCCAUCAGGAUGCUGAUAUGUUGGAUGCGGUUGUCCCUACAACAGAUGAUACAUCAAAUAGCUUUGCAAAUGUGAACUCCUCGUUCUGUCCACGAGAAGUGAUGCUUCUUCAGUUAACCUUGAUCGAGAUGAUGGUUGCUAAAGCAGAGUCCCAGGAAAUUGAAUUCAAUACGAGACAGAAGUACUGUGAGAUCUUUGUCCUUCUUCUGAAGGAGGCAAAAAUUUACUCAAAAUUGAUUUGUCUGCUUGGUAGUUAUGAUCAGCUGUUAUCUCACAUGGCUUCAAAGAGUUUAGCAUCUCUUGUGUAUUUCCAGCUGAAGGAAGAGAAUGCAUUAAAUGUCACCUGGCUCACCUUUAGUUUGAAGACUCUUUCAGGAUUCCCCGUGAAUACCCAGGUAGCAGAAUGUCUGUGGACUCUUACAACUAUUAUCAAGGACAUGCUGAAAGAUGAAGUUUUACCCAAAGCAGGUAUUUUGAAGAAGUUGUUGGCUCCUCUUGAUGCUGUACUUGAAGGAUUUUAUAAUUCCAUUCUGUUCCAUCAUUUUGACAGUCACCACUAUACUUCACCUUAUUCUGAAGCUGCAAACAAUUUGAUCAGUUUUAUAGAUCUGCUUGAAGCACUUUUGGCUUCCAGAAUUGAAUUAGAACUACCACUCAGAUGCCAGAGAGUAUUGUUUUUGAAAGUUUCUUACAUCCUGAAACUCAUUAGCUCAUCAAUUCACUAUUUAAUCAAGAAGAAGUUAAUUAUGCUCCUUAAAAAAUGUGUCCUUUACAAGUCUAGAGAAGAUGCUAAAAGUGGAUCACUGUUCUUACAAAACCCAUCUUUAUAUGAGGAUAUGCUUGCCCUGAGUAAUGCUGUUCUGCAGGUUGUGAAUUUGACUUGGCUUAAUCAGAUCCCACUCAGUGAAAAGGCCAGCUACUUUGGAGGCAGUGAGGCUGUUCCUGGAGAUGAUACUCAAGGUGGUACUGACCAAACUGUUCUCAGAGCCUUAAGUCUGGUUGUGCUUAAAGCACUGGAAUUCAAGUUUCAGAACUCUGCUACAGAAGCUGAAAUCAAAGGAGACUUUCAGAGUUCCAUGUCCCAGCUGUUGAUAUUCUGGAGGAGUCAUUUGAAGGCUUCCCUACAGUUUCACCCAGUUGUACAUCACUGUGAAUGGGUCUCCUUGAUUUUCAUAGAGCAAGAUGAUGAUAUGUGGGAAGCUGCUAAAGCUUUAUUACUCAUCUAUUUAAAAUUUGAUAGGUUACGGCAUGAUGCUGCUGAUAACUUAAGCCAAAAAGAGGAGGAAACCUGGAAGUUCCUUACACAUGCAAGUGCAUAUAAUCCUCACUGUAUCUUUUUAUUUUUUCUAGAAAAAAUCGCAUUUGAUUCCACAGUACUUCUAGAUUUUCUGAUUUCAUCAGAAACUUGCUUUCUGGAGUACUUGGUAAGGUACUUAAAGCUUCUUAGCAAAGACUGGCAUCAGUUUGUAGACGUCUGUAACGGUUUUGAUACCAAGGAUGGCACUUUUCAAUCAAUUUCUUCUGUCAAGCCACCCCAUCAAGAAAAACAAAGCUGUAUGACUGAUGAGAGUUUGCAAAAUGCUUGUUGUGAACCAGAACCACAGACUCUGGUAGCUUUGGCUGCUUCUCACAGCUACUUAGUGUUUACAACAGAGCAAGGUGAUAAUGAAGUUGUUGAGUCUAACCAGUCUAACUCAUUGAUAUGCACUGAUAGUACAUCUCUGGUGGGUUCUCUUCAAAGCCUUGUUAAUUAUGACAGCUCAGAAGACUCUGAAUUAGAAUCAGAUGGAAAAGAGUGCUUGGUAAACACAAAGCAGGUGCCUUUAAAUAAUGAGGGUGAGGUGAGGAUAAGGGAAACUGUUUGCAGCUACACAGAUGAUAAACAGAAUACACUCAAGUGUGAAGUGUUGCCUCUGAAACAAAAGGGAUCUAAUACCUUAUCCUGUUUGACUUGUACAGCGUCUUCGGAUAACAUCAUUCCCCUAAGGACAAUGCUUUACAAAUCAACAAAAUGUUUGGAAGAACUGCAAAAAGCUAUUUCUAGGUUGCAGAGAAGAAAUCUUUUCCCAUAUAAUCCAUCUGCAUUGUUGAAGCUACUGAGCCACCUUGAGAAGAUCAGUAAGAACGUGAAUCCACAAUAAUCCAAAGAAGUGUUCUGGUGAUUUUUUUUGUUAACUAGUCCACUAGGGAAUGUUUCCAUAAGAUUAAUGACUUCUAAAGCUCAUGCCUCUUGCACCUGUGAGCAUAUUUAACUUGAAACAGGAUAAACAUGUUUCUGGUUGACACCUUAAAAAUCUGCAAUUGAAUUCAGUGAUAUGAACCAUUACCUUAGGGUCCUAAGCUUAUUCAUAGUAUGUAUGUCAGUGUAUGGUAUAUAAGGAUUAAUUGUUAGGUAUUCAAAAUUUGAUAAUAAAUUACUAAUGUGAAAGCGUAUCAACAAUAUAUAAUACUUAAAGUAUUGUCAAUUAUACUUAAUGUCAUUCUAUAUACGAAGUCAUUGCCAGAUUGGUAGUGAUUUAUGGACAGCAGUGCAGCGUUAAUGCAACGCUUGACUGCUCAGAGGUUGAGCUAAAUAAAAUAUUUUAGUUGGGGA